Bufo gargarizans (Asiatic toad) is the source of this 894-nucleotide messenger RNA. RefSeq names its product leucine-rich repeat-containing protein 38-like. Gene Ontology annotation, cellular component: voltage-gated potassium channel complex. Gene Ontology annotation, molecular function: potassium channel activator activity; transmembrane transporter binding; voltage-gated potassium channel activity. The transcript is spliced from 2 exons. Lineage: Eukaryota; Metazoa; Chordata; Amphibia; Anura; Bufonidae. The record is from RefSeq and is a predicted model, not a curated record. The coding region runs from base 1 to 867 and encodes 288 amino acids.
AUGCUGCCAUGCUUCCAUUUCUGUAUUUCACCUCUUUUUUGCUUCUGCUGUUUGCUCAUUUUACCUCUAGGUCUCCUUUGCCCUUCCGUUUGUAUAUGUUUGGACUAUCACACAAUAGAUUGCAGGGACCAAGGACUUCCAAGACUCCCCAACCUCUUCCCCUUGGAUAUAAGGAAACUGCUUGCAGCCAACAACCACAUACAAUCGAUCCCGGCGGAUCUGUUUUUAUUUUGCGUGGAUCUGGUCUAUCUGGAUCUCAGGAACAACUCCUUGACCUCUCUGGAAGAGGGCACCUUCAGCAGUUCUACCAGGCUGGUGUUUCUGGAUUUAAGUUACAAUAAUCUGACGCAGCUCGAUGCUGGGAUUUUUAAAUCGGCAGGGAAGCUGAUAAAGUUAAGCCUGGGGAACAACAAUCUUUCGGAGGUGCAUGAAGAUGCCUUUGAGAACUUGGAAUCUCUUCAGGUCUUGGAACUGAAUGACAAUAACUUCCAAAGUUUAAGUGUCAGUGUACUAGAAUCCUUGCCAUCGCUUCGGACUAUCCGCUUAGAGGGUAAUCCCUGGGUAUGUGACUGUGAAUUUGCCAACCUCUUUUUUUGGAUUGAUGAAAAUUCUAAUAAACUGCAAAAAGGUGUGGAAGAAAUUCAGUGCACAUUAGAGGACCGCAAAGUCUUCCUUCAUGAGCUGUCCAAUAUCAGCUUCAGCGAAUGCAAGUUCACCUUAUCACUGACAGAUUUUUUAAUCAUUAUAUUUUCUGGAGUUGCUGUAUCCAUUGCUGCCAUUUUUUCCAGCUUCUUCCUGGCUACCACUGUGCAUUGUUUUCAAAAAUGUGCCCCAAACAAGGAUGAAGAUGAGGAUGACGAUGACUGAGGACCUUUCGCAAUGACUUGAACAUCA